Esox lucius (northern pike) is the source of this 2867-nucleotide messenger RNA. Its product is annotated as claudin-14. Gene Ontology annotation, cellular component: plasma membrane; bicellular tight junction. Bases 948 to 1691 code for a protein of 247 amino acids. Gene Ontology annotation, biological process: bicellular tight junction assembly; cell adhesion. The transcript has 4 exons. Lineage: Eukaryota; Metazoa; Chordata; Actinopteri; Esociformes; Esocidae. The record is from RefSeq and is a predicted model, not a curated record. Gene Ontology annotation, molecular function: structural molecule activity.
UGUUUAUGUUGUCCUGUGAUGACAGCUAAGGCCUGAACAUUAAUAGUAAGCUACUUGUUACCCACUAUAGUCUUCCUGAAAUACUGAAAAUCCACUAUGUUUUCUUGGUUUUAUCUUUGCGGGUGAGGACAUGAAGGGCCAAGUGAUUCCUUCUCUAUUAUCCUGGGGUAGAAACUAUGUUCACAUCAAACCCUGACAAGUCAAAGAGUUAAAAAAAAAAAGAAUUACACCAAGCCACGGCGCGUCACAUCGCUGACAGGAAAGAAAGAGCACACAUCCAUACACUGCCCUCACUUGGACAGUGGAGCAGAGGCAUCACUGGUGAUAGGAGGAAACUGAGAUUUAGAGAAAGCUGGACUUUUUUUUUUUUACUAUAGAGAGGUCUUUAUAAGCACCAUUAAGACUGACUGUGAGUCUGCAUAGAACACACCUUCCUCUACCCACCUGCAGGAGUGGAUGGCAGCAGGGUCAAUAUACAUGUUACAGGGGCAGUGGGACAGUCACGGUCUUAGGGAGACUAGCUGGCUGAGCUCAGAGGACCACGCUGAACAGGUGGAGCUGUAUGAGGAACAAGUUAUUAGUCACACACUCAGCCAGCGUGGCCAGGGACAGAAGCCUCGGCAGAAGCAGCCAUUGGAGAGCUCUGAAAAACAAACAGAACCAGAGUCCAAUUGUUCAAAACAGCUCCAAAGAGACAGCAACUGAAGCCUUGCCCAGGGACCACAAUCCACAGAGCUCCGGGAGACCACUCUGAAGCAACGAUACAGGACCGUGACUGACUUUUCGACACACAGGAGUUUCAACCGUAGACCUGGGAAAAUACCUCAAAGGGAUUCAUGUUCGGUUGUGUGUCAACGGGUGUGUGGUUCCGUGAGUCCUGUUUUGUGUAGUGUGCACUAGUGUUGUGUAGUUCUGUGUGCGUGCGUGGUUCUCUGUUCUUUCCAGACAUGGCCAGCAUGGCGGUCCAGCUGCUGGGCUUCUUCCUGGGUCUGCUGGGUCUGGUGUGCAGUGUGGUGGCUACUGUGCUUCCCCAUUGGCGGCGGACAGCCUAUGUGGGUACCAACAUCAUCACAGCUACUGCCUACAUGAAGGGCUUGUGGAUGGAGUGUGCGUGGCACAGCACAGGCAUCUACCAGUGUGAAAUACACCGCUCAAUGCUGUCUCUGCCCCCCGACCUGCAGGUGGCGCGAGCGCUGAUGGUGCUGUCCUGCCUAACCUCCACCCUGGCAGCCUUAGUGUCCUCUGUAGGGAUGAAAUGUACCCGCUGUGCCCGUGGCUCACCCACCAAGCAUGCCCUGGCUGUCAGCGGAGGGGUCUGCUUUCUGUCUGCGGGCGCGCUCUGCCUCAUCACCGUCUGCUGGACCACUAAUGACGUCAUCCUGGACUUCUACAAUCCCAUUCUACCCGAAGGUGUGAAGUACGAGAUUGGCUUGGCGGUGUAUCUGGGCUACGUCUCGGCCUGUCUGAGUCUGACGGGAGGAGGAAUCCUCUGUUUGAAAUGCAACGGCCGGUCCGGGAACGCCCUUCCUCUCCAUGUCCCCCGUCACGGCCACCCUCCUUCUCCCCCUGUCUUCAGUGCUGUGGACACCCCGGCGCCCCCGCACCGUCCCCCCACCGUCCUGAGAGGAAACCACAGCCCCUCCUGCACCUCCGCGUCCAGCAGUGGUUACAGGCUCAACGACUAUGUCUGAGGCGUGGAGGGCAUGAACAUGGAUUUCUUCCCGGCGUGGACGUUGACACGGUUAAAGGCUGUGUCUGGGUGUAGAGACUGGUAGACCUGGUACAGACUGGUCAACCUGGUCUGAAGAAGGCUUACAGUGACCGCAGAAUAAAGACUUUAAGUUACUUCUGAGGAUGAACGCACUCAGUUGCUGUCCAGCAGGGCUCCGGGGAGCGAGGAUGAGAUGUGGUUUUAGUCCUAGCCCUCCAGGAUUCCGUUGAGAUAAAGCCGACAAGCUGCUCCUUAUCCUGUCGACUUUGGUUGGCUACAAUGAGUGCGGUGAAACACAGAUUUAUACAAUAACAGCCUUAUUGCUUGAUACUAAACAAUCCCUUAUUUCUGAAGGCCUUUAGAAUAAUGUCUGGGACAGCAUGUUAUGAUAAGAAACCAAAUAGUGUUCCUUCACAUCAUUUUAUUUGUUCCACUUUCAUAGCUCAUAAGCAGUCUUCUGGAAUAAGGAACUACAUGUACUGUAGUUGACCUUAUAAAUCAACUACAUUUUGCAGUAAUUAAAUUAAUGUGGUAGUUUAAUUAAUUUCAAAUAUGAGAUUAAUAUGUUCUCAGUUGUCGAUAAUUUUUGUGCAGUGUAGCGGUUUAUUUUAGCGGUUACAACUGGAAUUACACAAUAGCUUUUUGCUAGAAGACAGGCAACAAUUUACUUAAUUUCUAUCACAGAAUAGUUUGGUUAUAGUGUACUACUUUUUGAGUAGUUUCUAAGUUUCGUUAGUUAAGUAAACAAUUUACAUUUAAGGAUUCCUUUACAAUACUGUAUCUUUGAUGACGAGUAAUUUAUGAAUAAAUUGGUGGCUUGGUUUCUUACUGUCCAUUUACCUUUCCAAACACUGUCCAUAACUUGAUGGCUCAUCAAAAAAUAAGUAGACGUAGAUUUUUAACUGCAUCAGCUGUUGUAAACCACAUUACUACUGUAAGUUCGACGUUGAGCUUGCUGGCAUGAUACUCCCUUCGAGCUUAAACGGUCUGUGCAAGCCAAGGCCUACAAUGGCCACACGGUGGCGCCACUAGCCAGUCUACUGGGUGAGUGUCAUUCUGUUGCAUUGUUCAAGAUCAUUUUUAGCUUGAACAUCUAUUUUAUGUGAACAUUGACUAUAUAAAAUGUUUCCUUUAAACUAUUUCCAAUCACCGUCUA